Messenger RNA from Trypanosoma conorhini, 696 nucleotides. Its product is annotated as Mg++ transporter. The record is from RefSeq and is a predicted model, not a curated record. The coding region runs from base 1 to 696 and encodes 231 amino acids. The transcript has a single exon. Lineage: Eukaryota; Euglenozoa; Kinetoplastea; Trypanosomatida; Trypanosomatidae. Gene Ontology annotation, biological process: monoatomic cation transport. Gene Ontology annotation, molecular function: monoatomic cation transmembrane transporter activity.
AUGGAAAUGGCGGAACCAGGAAUUGCGUCCGUCCCAGUUAACCCCAAGGUUGGGCUGGUGGAUGCGAUGGAGGAGGAGCAUGUUGUUCACUAUUCCGUGCAGGAAGAACUUCCUCGGACCUACCUCCAUUUGGGUUUCCGCGGAAUAUUUGAUGUGGUGUGCCAGAGAACAGUAGUUCUGGUUGUUCUUUUGUUAAUUCAGUCGUUAUCUCAGUUUAUACUUGAGAUGUACGAGGGACUCAUCUCUCGUCAUGUCAUAAUUCCCAUGUUCCUUACAAUGAUUAUAGGGGCUGGAGGUAAUGCAGGAAAUCAAUCAGCUGUGCGGUGCAUCACUGGAUUGACGACGCGCGAGUUCCGACGAAGUGACUUUCUUCUAGUCCUCCGCAAGGAAGUUCUUUGCGGUCUCAUUAUUUCUUCCCUGCUAACUUUAGUUGGUUUCGCCAGGGUGUACUACUUCUACUGGGGUCAGUUCUACUCGACAAUAGCUAUAUCCUUGUCACUGUUUUGUGUCAUAACGAUUUCUGUCCUGUUUGGCACAACGUUACCUUUUCUUUUUCAGUUCGUGGGCAUCAACAGAGAGCAUGCAGCACCUUGCAUUCAGGUGCUCAUGGACAUUACCGGUGUUUUUAUCACUUGUUUCUUGUGCUCACUCGUUAUUCCCUCGAGUGAGAGCAGCGGCGGCAACAGCGGGAAGUGA